Messenger RNA from Cokeromyces recurvatus, 2936 nucleotides. RefSeq names its product armadillo-type protein. Gene Ontology annotation, cellular component: nuclear membrane; cytoplasm. The transcript has 8 exons. The record is from RefSeq and is a predicted model, not a curated record. Gene Ontology annotation, molecular function: small GTPase binding. Gene Ontology annotation, biological process: protein import into nucleus. Lineage: Eukaryota; Fungi; Mucoromycota; Mucoromycetes; Mucorales; Mucoraceae. Bases 35 to 2806 code for a protein of 923 amino acids.
UUUUUAUUUUAUUUUUUCAAUCUAAAACUGCUUAAUGGUAACAGAAAUUAUAAAUAAUGUUUUAGAAGCACUGUCUUCUUUGUACAGUUCUACAAAUCGACAAACAAACAGAGAAGCUAGUCGUUGGUUAGAAGGAUUUCAAAAAAAGCCUGAAGCUUGGGCGGUCGCUGAUUAUUUAUUAAAAUCAAAAGAUUCGAAUUUCGAAACACGUUUAUUUGCUGCACAAACCUUUAAACAAAAGAUUACAUAUGACUUGCGUGAAUUAGAUGUAGAAGCUCGAUUACAAUUACGUGAUUCACUUAUUGAAAUGGUUUGGCAAUCAUCCACUCGUGAAAAAGCUGUCAUGAUCCAAUUAUGCUUGGCUAUUAGUAUUUUAGCUAUACAGUUAUUACAAUGGAAAACAGUUAUUCCGGACCUUAUUAAUAAGUUCAAUAAAUCAAGUACUCAGGGGUUGAUAUGUUUACUUGAGAUUCUCAAAACAUUACCCGAAGAAAUGAAUGGCAAUACAAGAUUACCUUUAACUGAUGCAGAAUAUAAAUCAAGAGGAGAAGAAUUGAUUGACAACAAUGCUAAAGAAGUACUUAAUUUAUUAACCAUGUACAUGCAAACAAGUGGGAAUAAUACAGAACUUCAAGAACAGAUCUUUAAAUGUUUAACAAGCUGGAUUCGUACAGGUGAAAUAGAUAUGAGACUACUUAGUACAAGUCCCCUACUCGAACUUGCAUUCAAGGCUCUCGAGUCACCUGAAUUAUUUGAUGUUACUGUUGACCUAGUUUCAGAAAUCAUCUAUGAAACACGAGAUGUCAUUGAAUCACGGCCGAUUAUUGAGCAGAUCUAUCCUUAUUUUACCGUCUUGCUGUCAAAGUUAACAGAGGCCAUUGAAGAAGAAAAUGAGGAUGAUGUUCGUGGUUAUUGUCGUAUUUUUGUUGAAGCUGGAGAAGCAUAUAUCAAUUUAAUUGGAGCUCAUCCUGAGUCCUUUAGAACUCUCUUAGAGGGUAUUUUGAAAUGCACAGCUUAUCAUGAAGAUCUUGUAGAUAUCGUACCUAUGACAUUCAAAUUUUGGUAUGAAUUGACAAACUUAUUGGAGACUGAUACAUAUGGACAUCAAAAACCCCAAUUUUUAGCUUAUUAUGAUCAUUUAGUAGACAUCAUGUUAGGACAUUUACAAUAUCCUGAUGAUGAAGGCAAAAUGACAGCUGAAGAACGUGAUGAUUUUCGUGAUUUUAGGCAUAAAAUGGGCGAUACGCUUAAAGACUGUUGCCGUCUUUUAGGUCCACAGCCAUGCCUUUUGAAACCUAUGAAUCGUUUAACAGCACUUUUAAAUGAUAGCAAUGCAACAUGGCAACAAAUUGAAGCACCCAUUUUUUCCUUAAGAGUGAUGGGAUCUGAAAUACCUGCAGAUGAAGAUCAAGUGAUGCCUCAUAUUAUGGAAUUUUUGUCGAAAUUGCCAGCACAUCCAAGGAUCCGCUAUGCAGCUACUUUGGUUAUCUCUCGAUACUCAUUUUGGACACAACUACAUCCCCAAUUUAUUACGUAUCAGUUAAAUUUUAUUUCUAAUGGUUUCCAGAAUGAAGAAGUAGCUGCUGCUAGUGCACUUGCCCUGAAGCAUCUUUGUAAGGAUUGUAGUAAACAUUUGAUCGACUUUGUACCACAACUUCAUGUUUUUUAUUUAAAUGUUAUCAAGACAUUACCGUUUAGAGAUGUUUUGGAGGUGACAGAAGCAGUAUCCUAUGUCAUCACCGAACUUCCUUUUACCAAAACAGAAGAAGCUUUACGUUUAUUUUGUUUGCCUAUUGCUCAAGAGUUGCAUACCCUAGUUUCUAAAGGCAAAGAGCAAGUGACUAAUGAUGAAUGUAUUAAGAUAGGAGAUUUUCUUGAACAAAUUAGUGUAUUUUUCCAAAUAAUUCGACCUGAAAAUAUACCAAGUGGACAAGCACAUCCUUGUGUGACCUUUAUCAGCGAAUUAUGGCCCGUUUUGGAUAUUAUUUUGGCUAACUUUGGAGGAUUAUCAACUAUAUCGGAGCCUCUUUCAAAAUGCUUUAAUAGUUUUAUAAGCUCGUAUGGAAUUGAUUUUGUACCUUUGUUACCAUCUCUUAUGGAACGUAUUGUAAACGCCUUUGAUCGUACUGGACUGAGUGGAUAUCUAUGGGUAGCACUUCGUAUGGUACGUGAGUAUGGUAAACGAGAGGCUGCAGCAAGUCCUUGCUUCGAACUUGUACAGAGAUUAAGUCAAACUAUGUUUACUAAAUUACAAUCGAGUCAAGUUAGUGAUAUUCCUGAUGUAAUUGAAGAUUAUUUCCGUUUAAUUACAGCCUUUUUAGAUAAUACACCUACUAUCAAUGAUGAUUUGCUGAGAUUGCUUUCAACUGUCUUUCAAGCAGGAUUAGUAGGAUUGACAGUGACUGAAAUUCAUGCUCUCUUUGCUGUAUUAGGGUUCUAUCGAAGAAUGUUAUCAUUAGGGGCUACAUAUGAACUGAUCAUUAGUAGACUAUUUAAAGAAUUUGGACAACAACUGGUGAUUAUUAUGUUUGAUGGAUUAAUUGACUUUUAUCAUCAAGAUGUUAUACCUGAUGUAGCAGCCCUAUUUAAGUCAUUAGCUGAGUUAUUACCUAAUGAAUCAACUACAUGGAUAAUGCAGGUUGUAAAUCAAGUUCCUGAUGAUUACAUGACAGUAGAAAUUAAAUCAGAUUUUAUGACAAAUUGGACAGCGGCAAUUCAUGAGCAACAUUGGAUUAAAGUAAGAAGAAUAUUAUCAGAUUUUAUAGCUACUUAUCGUAGAAGAAACGCUAAUAAAGUGAGACGUUGACUUGUUCAAUAAUGUAUUAUCAUCAAAUAUUUGCUGCAUUAAAAUAUUGGGUUUAUUUCCAAAUUAAGAAACUCUGCCAUAUAUAUAAAAAGAGAGAGAGAAAAAAAAACUUUGUGCUACAACACUAUUU